AUGAACGACAUUAAGAAGGUCAUUAUUAUCGGAGGUGGCCCGGCCGGGUUACUCGCAGCUCUGCGGCUCAAGCAGAGCCAUGGAAUAUCGCCAGUUAUUUACGAAAUCCGCACCGAACCCACCACCAUUGGCGGAGCGAUUGGCAUUCCCUCCAAUGGUCUUCGACUAUUGAACCGUCUCGGGAUUCACGAUGGGUUUCUUGCCAAGGGCACUGAGACAUGCAACCUUGUUCUCCAUUCUGUAAAUGGAAAGACCAUGGGCGAGAUGUCCAUGGUAUCCUGGAGCAAGGAGCAAACCGGCUUCGGAUACGUGAGAAUCAGAAGAACUGAUGUCAUGGACGUCCUGCUUGAUGCCGUGGAGAAAGCUGGUAUUCCGGUUCUCUACGGCAAGCGUCUUGUCGGCAUUGAGGAAAUGGAUGCCAUUGUUACCGCGUCUUUCUCUGACGGCACUCAUGAUACUGCCGAUUUCCUUCUUGGCUGCGACGGAAUUCACUCCGCUGUGCGAAAGCUCUACGUUGACCCCGAAUGUGUUCCGGAAUAUUCGGGCAUCUCAAACAUGUACUCCCUCAUUCCGGUCACCGACUUCCCAGCUUCCGCCCCGUCAUUGGAUAACCUCAACAUGACACUGACGUCUGAUGGCCUGUUCGGGAUCUCACCUGUUACCCCCGCUCGAGAUCUACUUUACUGGUUCUUCUCUAGAGAAAUUCCAAUGCCAACGACUGGCGACGUUCGUGAGGGUUGGGCAGAGCAGAGCAAGAAGGAAAUCGACAACCUAAAGAGCAACUUGCUGCACCUACUCGGCGACGACGACAGUGACUGGAUGGAUUUCCUACGCGAGGUCCUCCACAAAACAGAGGCCAUCCACUUCUACCCCAUUUACAAGGUCCCUCUUGGGCGUCCCUGGUCCAAGGGACGCUGCCUCAUCAUUGGAGAUGCAGCCCACGCUAUGCCCCCGCACGCCAGCCAGGGCAUUUCCAUGGCGCUCGAGGACGUGUUCCUCUUUUCGAAACUGCUCGAAAGCGGCUGUGACCAGAUCGACGUUGGGUUAAAGGCGUACGAGGAGAAGCGAAAGGCCAGGACGGAGAAGAUGCUCAAGACGGCAGAGCAGAAUGGCACGGUGCGUCAAAAGAAGACGCCUUUGAAGCUCUGGGCCACCGAGCUGGCAAUUUCUGGAGGUCUGUGGGUUUACAAAAUGGCAGGGUUGGAGAAAUUUGGGUUCGGUCAGCAGCCUCUUGCUUACGAUAUCGACGAAGAGAAGUUUUAG
This is a messenger RNA of Ilyonectria robusta, 1263 nucleotides long. RefSeq lists its product as uncharacterized. NCBI's taxonomy places the organism in Eukaryota, Fungi, Ascomycota, Sordariomycetes, Hypocreales, Nectriaceae. The coding region runs from base 1 to 1263 and encodes 420 amino acids. The transcript is spliced from 2 exons. Gene Ontology annotation, molecular function: monooxygenase activity; FAD binding. The record is from RefSeq and is a predicted model, not a curated record.